Miscanthus lutarioriparius is the source of this 1218-nucleotide messenger RNA. The record is from the annotation of a GenBank genome assembly. NCBI's taxonomy places the organism in Eukaryota, Viridiplantae, Streptophyta, Magnoliopsida, Poales, Poaceae.
AUGUCGUUCUCUCGGCCUCGUCGGGGCAGGGACGACGAGGAGCAGGAUGCUGUUCGUGUUGGUGAUGAGGGGUCAACGCCAGCGAAGCGACCGCGGUCGCAGUGCUGCUCUUGCUCCUGCUGCAGCCACCACCAGGUUUUAUCCCCUCUGAGCGAAAUAAGAACACAUCAGUUGAAAUUUGAGAAUAAGUGCUGCAAUGACAAGUACUCGAGACACGAUAUAAUGGCAGAUGAUGGAACUCCUAUUAAGGUAGCCAUAUAUGAUAAAGAAAAUAGGGUCAUCACAAAUGGACCCUUAUCCUCCAUUCAAGUUAAGAUUGUUGUCCUGGAUGGUGAGUUUAACAAGGAAAAUAAAGAGCAGUGGAAUGAAAACUCCUUCAAAACAAGCAUAGUACACUGCCGGCCAGGAAAACAACCUUUGUUUGCCAAUGAACUGUAUCUAAGGCUUGAAAAUGGUGUGGCUCCCCUCUGUGGCGUCAAAUUCCAAGACAAUUCAAGUUUUGUUCCAAGCAAGAAGUUCAAGUUGGGAGCCAUGGCAGAUGAUGAUAAUAUAUCAGAAAAAAUUCUGGAAGGAAUAUCUGAAUCUUUUGCUGUAAAGGAUGGUCACGGGUACCACCAUGAUUGGAACAUCAUAGUUGGACAUGCUCUAAGUUGUAAACCAGGACCUGAACGUUAUUCAUACCGCAUUCCUGGAACGGACACUACAUUUUUCUUCACCUCACUAUACCAAAUUGUUGGUGCAGAAUUCAGUGGUAAAUACACUUCUUAUGAAGAACUUAACAAUACUCAGAAGGGUAUAGUGCAAGGCUCCAAGGCGAUAGCAUAUGACAAUCUGAAACAUGAGGUGAUCACUGGAGAAAGCCGUCGCCCCCGUCAACGUUGGGUAAAAGUUGUGACUAUGGUCAACACUAUGGUCACCACUCUUCACAUCUGGAGCAAGAAGUCGGAGCCGCCAUGUCCACAGGGCACAUUAGACUUUGGGAUGACAGAUGUGUCCAUGGAUAGUUUUUGGGAAGACGUUGACAGCGAAUACCCAAUUCCUUUGGCCCAAACUACUAGCUUCGAGAUGACAGAUAUUCUGACUGUUUUGAAAACAUAUUCUGAAUCUGUUGGUGGUGCCAGAAACAAGUUUCGAGAUGACAGAGUAGCAUCUGUAAAUAUAAUGCUGUGGGAUUACUGUAUCGAGGCUCUUGCGCAACAGGUGAUUUCGCUCUUCUAG